AUGAAACUUGACAUCAAUAAAAAGCUCAGUGCCAGAACUGACAGGGUUAAGGGCAUUGACUUUCAUCCUGAGGAACCUUGGGUUUUAAUUACCUUGUACUCAGGAAGAAUUGAGAUAUGGAACUACGAGACGCAAACGCAAGUGAGAUCUAUUCCAUUAUGUGAUGCUCCAGUGAGAGCUGGUAGAUUCAUUGCAAGAAAGAACUGGGUUGUUGUUGGUUCCGAUGACUUUAAAUUAAGAGUUUAUAAUUAUAACACCGGUGAAAAAGUGACCGAAUUCGAAGCACAUCCUGAUUAUAUCCGUUCCAUUGCUGUGCAUCCAACGAAGCCAUUCGUUCUGACAGGUUCUGAUGAUCUGACUAUUAAGUUAUGGAACUGGGAAAAGAAUUGGGGCUGCCAACAAACCUUUACCGGUCAUGAGCACUUCGUCAUGUCUGUUGCAUUCAACCCAAAGGACCCCAACCAAUUUGCCUCCGGUUGUUUGGAUCACACUAUCAAAGUUUGGUCGAUUGGUCAAGAUGUUCCAAAUUUCACCUUGAAAGCACAUGAAACUAAAGGUGUGAAUUAUGUCGACUAUUACCCGUUACAAGAUAAGCCUUAUUUGAUUACCACUUCCGAUGACGGUACCAUCAAGGUGUGGGAUUACCAGACAAAAUCUAAUGUUGCUACUUUAGAGGGACAUAUGGCUAACGUGUCAUAUGCUGUAUUCCAUCCGACUUUACCUAUCAUUAUCUCAGGUUCCGAGGAUGGAACUCUCAAGAUUUGGAAUGCAAAUACAUACAAACUAGAGAAAACGUUGAACAUCGGGCUUGAAAGAAGUUGGUGUAUCGCUACUCAUCCAUCUGGUAAACGUAAUUACAUUGCAUCGGGUUUCGACAAUGGUUUCACAGUUCUAUCCCUAGGUGAUGAUCAACCAAAAUUAUCUUUGGAUCCAGUUGGUAAGUUAGUUUAUUGCGGUGGUAAAGCAUCAGCCACUGACGUCUUCUCUGCCAUCAUUAGAGGUAAUGAAGAGGUAGAAGAAGGCGGUGCCCUUCCUUUGCAAAGCAAAGAAUUAGGGUCGAUCGACGUUUUCCCACAAAGUUUGAAGCAUUCCCCAAAUGGUAGAUUUGUCACUGUUGUUGGUGAUGACGAAUUCAUUGUGUACACUGCUUUAGCAUGGAGAAACAAAGCUUUCGGCAAAUGCCAUGACUUUGCAUGGGGCCCAGAUUCUAAUAGUUAUGCGUUAAUCACGGAAACGGGUGCAGUGACCUACUACAAGAACUUCAAACAAGUAUCUUCUUGGUCAAUUCCGCUUGAUUACGGUGUCGAAAAAAUCUUCCCUGGUUCAGUAUUAGGUGUCAAAGCUGACGGCUUCGUAUAUUUCUUUGAUUGGGAAUCAGGUAAUCUAGUGAAAAGAAUUGAUGUCGAUGCUAAGGAUAUAAUCUGGUCAGAUAAUGGAGAGCUUGUUAUGAUCAUCAACAAAGACCAUGAAACAGACUCUGCUGAAGAAGCUAAUGCUUACGCUCUGUUGUUCAAUAAGGAUGUUUACGAUGAGGCGGUUUCAGCUGGAAGUAUUGAUGAAGAUGGUGUAGAAGAUGCGUUUGACGUAUUAUACGAAGUUUCAGAGGGUAUCACGUCAGGUAAGUGGGUUGGUGAUGUCUUCAUUUUCACCACCCCAACAAAUAGAUUAAACUACUUUGUUGGUGGUAAAAUCUAUAAUCUUGCACAUUUCGAUAAGCAGAUGUACUUAUUAGGUUAUUUGCCAAGAGAUGAUAAAGUUUAUUUGGCUGACAAAGAUAUCCAUGUUUAUGGUUAUGAACUAUCUAUUGAUGUUUUGGAAUUCGAGACAUUGGUACUCAGAGGCGAACUAGCUGAGGCCAAAUCAUCCGUACUACCUAAUGUUCAAGGAAAAGAAAACUUGCUAAAGAUCUCUAGAUUUUUGGAGGGACAAGAUUUGUUUGAAGAUGCCUUAGAAAUUUCACCAGACGCUGAGCAGAAGUUUGAUCUAGCUAUUAAAUUAGGCCGACUAUCACUGGCGCAAGAAAUAUUGUCCGAGCAGGAAAGUGAGAACAGAUGGAUUCAAUUGGGUGAUGCUGCCUUAAAGAAAUUCAAUUUCACUUUAGCUUUGCAAUGUUAUGAAAAGGCAAAUGAUCUAGAAUCCCUUUUCUUGUUAUAUUCUUCAUUCAACAAUAGGGAAGAGUUGGUUUCAUUGGCAAAGAAUGCUGAGACUUCUGGUAAGUUCAACCUAGCUUUCAAUGCUUAUUGGGUAGCAGGUGACAUAGCUGGAGCAAAGGACUUGCUAUUAAAAUCUAAUAGGGUGCCAGAAGCUGCCCUAUUAAGUUUAACAUACGGGGAAUCGGCAGAAUCCAUCAACACUGUAGUAGACGUAUGGAAGCAAACUUUGAUCAAUGACGGUAAAGCCGCAAUUGCUGAAAGAGUUGGAGUUGUCGGUAAGACAGAAGGUUUUCCAUCAACGAAUACACAUACCUUACUUGAUUUAGAUACACCAAGCGAGAGCAUAAAAGAAGCGGCUCCUGUAAACCAUAAGUCAGAGGAGGAUGUCGCAGUUGAAGAAAAAGCGUUGGAUACCGAGGAAAAUAAGGAUGAAGAUGAAGAUGAAGAAGCAUUCAAGGAUUCAUCUGAAGAGCCUCAAGGUUCAAAAGACGAUGAUAAACCCGCUGCAAAGGCGGAAUAA
Kluyveromyces lactis is the source of this 2673-nucleotide messenger RNA. RefSeq names its product coatomer subunit beta' (gene SEC27). Gene Ontology annotation, cellular component: COPI vesicle coat. The transcript is spliced from 2 exons. Gene Ontology annotation, molecular function: protein binding; structural molecule activity. Gene Ontology annotation, biological process: intracellular protein transport; endoplasmic reticulum to Golgi vesicle-mediated transport; retrograde vesicle-mediated transport, Golgi to endoplasmic reticulum. The coding region runs from base 1 to 2673 and encodes 890 amino acids. The record is from RefSeq and is a predicted model, not a curated record. Lineage: Eukaryota; Fungi; Ascomycota; Saccharomycetes; Saccharomycetales; Saccharomycetaceae.